UCUUAAUGCAACAUUUAAUAAAGUUGCGCAGUAAAUAAGUUCAGAUACAAAAAUAAUGAUACCAUUAUAUUUUCAACAUUCUUUUACUUUAUGGUUUAUGAUUACUUUAACUUCAUGUGCAAAAUGUCCACCUAUAAUUAAGCAUUCUAUUACUGCACAAUGCAAAUAUGAAAAAAAUGAGUUUCCCUGCAAUAAUUUUGUUGAGCCUGGAACAGUAGCACAAAUAAAAUGUGCUUUCAUGUAUCAAAAAUCAGAAAGCAAUUACACUUUUACCAAUGAGUAUAUGCGUUGCAACCGUGACGGUACUUGGAAUAAAUUUCCGUUUGAAUGUGAACAAAUUUGUGGUACAAUUGGUACAAAGGUUGCAUUCAGUGUAAAUAGUCAAGUAACUGAAGUUCAAAAAGUUCCAUGGCAAGUUGGAAUUUAUAUGUCAGACUCUAAUGGAACGUACCAUCAUAUAUGUGGUGGAACUUUAGUCAAAUCAAAUGUAAUCAUAAGUGCAGCACAUUGCUUUUGGAAUCCUUUAAUAUCAAAAUUAUACAAUGAAUCAAAUUAUAUUAUUGCUGCUGGAAAAUUUUAUCGUGAUUUUUAUGCAAAUAAUGAAACCUUUGGUUUUCAAUUGUCUGAUGUCUCCAACAUAAAAAUACCGUCACAAUUUUCUGGAGCAGAUUAUGAUUAUGUGAGUGACAUAGCCGUUGUGACCUUAAAAAAUCAUAUUUUAUUUAAAAAUCAUAUUAGACCUGCAUGUUUGCCUUGGAAUCUUAAUGAAAAAAAUUUUAUAUUGAACAAUAAACCUGGUGUUGUUGCUGGAUGGGGUGUAACCAACACUGGAUCAUAUAGUCCAGAAUUACGUUCUGUUGAACUAACAGCAGUACAUAGUGAAGAUUGUAAAAGAAAAGUUACGAGAAAUAAUAAAAUUCCAAAUGAUAAAUUUUGUGUGGACACUGACGAAGGGAGAAAUGUUUGUCGUGGUGAUAGCGGCGGUGGCUUUCUAGUACCAAUUAAACAUGACAAUAUAACAUAUUUUUACGUUUGGGGUGUCGUCAGUAAUGGUCUAAUUGAUCCAAGAGCUAAUGAAAUUAUUUGUAAUUCCAAAUUUGUUACGACAUUUACAAAUCUGCAAUUAUAUCAAGGUUUUGUCACACAGUUGAAAAUUUUUCAUAGAGAUGAUGAAUAUAAUAUGGGAUGUUUAGUUCCAAGAAUACCAUUUCUUUAUAUUAAAGACGCUAAUACAGGAUACAAAUUAUUCUCGGACACAUAUGCUCAAAAAAAUACAAAAGUAAGAUACGAAUGCGCAUAUCCAAUAAUAUAUAAGUUUGUUGGUAAUUACACUAAUAAUACGUGUGAAGAAGAUUGGGUAAACCCGCAUCCUAAAUGCUUAAUAACAUGUCCAACAUUAGAGGUAGAAACUACAGUUCCACGUUGUCAUUAUGAAGGAAAACAAGUCGAUUGUGUUCGUCCUUUAGCAGGUACGAUUGCAAAAAUAGAAUGCGCUUUUAUGUACGAAAAACCGCAUUAUCAAUACUUUUAUGAAAACAUACGAUGUAAGAAUGACGGUUUUUGGAAUUAUUCACCAAUUCAAUGUGAACAAAUUUGUGGAACAAUUGACUCGAAACUUGAGACAAACACCACUCAAUCAUUUAAUAAAAAAGUUCCUUGGCAAAUUUCUAUUUAUUUUAAAAGUCAUCAAGAAACAACAUAUGAAUACGUAUGUAGCGGUACAUUAAUUCAUUCUAAAAUAGUUCUUAGUGCAGCUCAAUGCUUUUGGGAUUCUAAGAAUUCAACGUUAUACGAUUUAUCAAGUUAUAUUGUCACUGCAGGAAACUUUUAUCGUGAUUAUUAUGCAAUAAAAACUGAGGAAAUUCAAUCAUCAGCAAUUUCUAAUAUACAUAUUAUUAGCUCGAUUUGGGGCCCAACUAAUAAUUACUCUUCUGAUAUAGCUGUAUUAACAUUACGAAAUCGUAUAAUAUUUGAAAAUCAUAUCCGACCUGCGUGCUUAAUAUGGGAAAAUAAUUAUAAUAUUAAUGAUAAUUUUAGUGUGAUUGCUGAUUGGCAUAUGAAUAGUGUUGGCCUUUACGUUUCAAAAUUAUGUUCUAUUGAUUUAUUAUAUGAAAAUUGUAUUGAAUGCGAUAAAAAACUUGUAAACCGAGAAUAUGAAAAUGAAUAUUGUUCUGGCGAUGAUGGUAGUGCACUAUUGGUUCCCAAAAUUAUUAAUAAUGUAACAUAUUAUUAUCUCUUGGGAAUUCUUAGUAACACGCCACAAAUAAGAGAUACUAAAAUUAAUGGAAAUAAUUUUAAUCGUCACACUAUAACUUUUAACAAUAUUUUAAAUUUUCAAUCAAUUAUGCAAGAAUCUAUUAAAAAUUCUAGCCGAUACGAGUACUAAUUAUGUAAACUACAAU
Molecule: messenger RNA, 2402 nt
Organism: Condylostylus longicornis
Lineage: Eukaryota; Metazoa; Arthropoda; Insecta; Diptera; Dolichopodidae
Exons: 6
Coding region: 56-2386 (776 amino acids)
Biological process (GO): proteolysis
Molecular function (GO): serine-type endopeptidase activity
Source: RefSeq, a predicted model, not a curated record